Molecule: messenger RNA, 2017 nt
Organism: Gaeumannomyces tritici R3-111a-1
Lineage: Eukaryota; Fungi; Ascomycota; Sordariomycetes; Magnaporthales; Magnaporthaceae
Exons: 5
Coding region: 633-1949 (438 amino acids)
Source: RefSeq, a predicted model, not a curated record
GAAGCAUACAAUAAACCCUAUCUUGCACCCUUCGUCCGUCAUAUCGGGCUCUUGGUACUUCUUUUAUUGUAGGCCUAUAAAACUGUAAGGGGUCCGUGCAGACAAGAAAAAGCUUUGCAACAUUGAAAUCGCGGCUAUUUCUCGGUACUUGGACGCACGCAACACAAUACACCAUAAAUCCAAUGUAAAGGGUGUGUCGCUGUGCUACAUCUGGGUGGUGGUUAAAAACAUGAACCCACAUGUUGCCGUCGAGGCUUCCGUUUCCUGACCGGUUGGUCGCGCCUCGCCUGGUCGUGGCACCCACGGAUCCCCCAUUCCGGUUGCCCCGCGUAGUAGCUGCUGGAUUGCGGGGUUAGAUUUUCACGACAAAUGCCGUCAUGCCUUCAGCCCCUCGACGCUCCUACCUUUCCUCCUUCUUCUCAUUUCUUUCACUGCCGCGGGCCAGGGUGAAGCGCGGCUCACCAUCAAAAAUAAAAACUCGGACACCAACACGGGGAUUUACCUACGGACCCGAUUUUGGGGGUUCCAAUUCGUCUCCUUUACGGUUCCACGCGGGGUAGAGGUCUCUCCCGGGCGUCUACCCCUUUCAAACUCCCUUUGCGGACGCAGCACUGCAGUUAUGACCCGGGACAAUGAGCGACGUUAGCACUGCCGAUUGGCAUCGGAGCUGGAGAGAUGUCCCUGUCGCGGAGGAACAGAUGAUUGGGCUGAAAGAAGUAGAUCCUGAGAAUUGCCGCAAGUGGGUAGUCAAACUACGGUUCCGAAAGCACGGGGAAGGAAACGUAUCUUGGGGAACGGGUUUCUUCUUAAAUUUGCCCGUAUCCCCGUACAGCGUCAUCUUAACGGCGGGCCAUAACCUCAUCAGCGAAAGCGGCCAACCGGUUGAGGACUUGACAAUCCUCCGAGACACCGGCCCGAACAGGCCGGUGAACCAUUCGACUGAGGUUAAAGUUUGUAGCAAUUACAAGGCCCAGCCUAGGCUUGCCAACCGAGUCAACGAUUACGGCGCUAUUCUACUUAACAAAGACGCAUCCCAAGGAGGCUUUGGGUUUUCGACAGCCCUGGGUUCAGCAAGAUCCAUCACGCCCGAGAUCUUUGUUACUGGCCAUCACGCCGGCACUGCCACUGGCAGCCCGAGCACGAACUCGGGUAUCAUUAAGCAUCUUCUCGCCCGGUAUUUAAGAUACAAAGUAGACACCAUCUGCGGCAACAGCGAUGGUCCUGUUUGGGUUGCUUAUGGCGGCUGUGAGACGGCUAUAGCCAUACAGAACUGUGGUGCCGAUUCACUAGAGAGCCCGAACGAUUUGAGUCAGGGCACGCGGAUCAACGCCGAUGUGCUACGCGAUGUAUGCGAGUGGGCAGGGAUCGGUUAUUUCUCGAAGUCUUUGAGAGUAUCACAACUAGGGUCGCCUACCUCAGGUCUUUAUUUGCGACUUUUCGAUGAAUACACACCCGGCCGAGUCCGGCUCGGGCCCGAGGACCUGUAUACCGUCUUUGACAUCAUUCCUGCCAUGACACCUUCGGGUGUGACGGAUGAUACAAAGCUGGACUACGUAUUCCGAUUCCACAAGCCAUCAGGGAAGCCGGGAGACAGCGACGAAGACCGAGAUAGUGAUGAAGAGAGUGACCGAGCUCAACGGGCACCAAAUUCCACGGCCGCGACUGGUGAUGAAGCUCCGCUAUGGGUGAGAUGGCGACCUGAGUUGAGCAGAGUGGAAUUGUCCAGCGAGUUCCGCGAUGAUUGUUUGGUUAAGCUUAUACCAGAGAGGGACGCAUAUCGGAUUCAGCGAGGAGAGUUCAUACUGAGAAUGGGGGACGACGAGAUCCCGAAAGUUCCUCCAGAGGGCCGUUGCGGAUUUUACAGCCUUUACGAGAGCUCGGAGGUCACAUUCAUGCCGCUAAAGGACGAAGUCUCAAAUUACCCAUAUUACUUAUUUGCGCUUGAAUAAGAAGUGUUAGUGGAAGGUACAAAAUUUCUAGCUUUGAAUUGAAUGCAACAAAGUGUUAGGUCUUCAUA